AUUAAUGGUUAAUUCUUGUAGGGUGUUGCUGGGCGGGCUGGAAAUAUAAGAUGAAGCGCUAAAGCCAAGAGGACAGGUAGAGCGAGCGAGAGAGAGAGAGAGAGAGAGUAUAACGUGAAGGAAGGAGAGGGAGAGGAAGGCCAGUAUGGGGAAAGGUGGAGAACAAGGAGAAGAAGAGGGAGAAUGCGAGAAAAAGAUAACCCUUUACACGUGGGAAGAGAUUCAGAAGCACAAUAGCAGGACGGACAAGUGGCUGGUGAUCGAUAGGAAAGUAUACAACAUCACCAACUGGGCUCUAAAACAUCCGGGAGGGAUACGGGUUAUCAGUCACUAUGCCGGAGAGGAUGCCACGGAUGCAUUCCAGGCUUUCCAUCCAGAUCUUACUUUUGUCCGUAAAUUUAUGAAGCCUCUCCUUAUUGGCGAGUUAGCUCCAGGGGAGCCCAGCCAGGACCGCCAGAAAAAGCAUGAGUUGAUUGAAGAUUUUCGAGCAUUACGAAAGACAGCAGAGGAUAUGAAACUAUUUAAUACAGACCUAGUGUUUUUCUCCCUUUACCUUGCCCACCUCUUUGUCUUGGAGUUUUUAGCCUGGUUUACAUUGUCAUAUUUUGGGACUGGCUGGAUUCCAACUCUCAUUACUGCCUUAAUCCUGGCAACCUCACAGGCCCAAUCAGGCUGGCUUCAACAUGACUUUGGACAUCUGUCUGUAUUCCGGAAAACAAAAUGGAAUCACCUGCUACACAAGUUCUUGAUAGGUCACAUGAAGGGAGCAUCUGGAAACUGGUGGAAUCAUCGACACUUCCAGCACCACGCUAAACCCAACAUCUUUAAUAAAGACCCUGAUGUGAACAUGCUGAAAGUGUUUGUAUUGGGCAAUACACAACCUGUGGAGUUUGGAAAAAAGAAGAUCAAGUAUUUACCAUACAACCAUCAGCAUGAAUACUUUUUCCUCAUUGGCCCACCCCUGCUAAUUCCGGUGUAUUUCUACAUUCAGAUAAUGAUGACUAUGAUUACCCGGCGCGACUGGGUGGAUCUUGCCUGGGCAACAACGUACUACAUCCGCUACUUCAACACCUACAUCCCCUUCUAUGGAUUUUUUGGUUCCAUUCUCUUCGUUCUUUUUGUCAGGUUCAUUGAGAGCCAUUGGUUUGUGUGGGUGACCCAGAUGAACCAUAUUCCAAUGGAGAUUGAUAAUGAAAAGUACAAGGACUGGCUCACUAUGCAGUUGGACUCCACAUGUAAUAUUGAACAAUCCUUCUUCAAUGACUGGUUCAGUGGUCAUCUCAACUUCCAGAUUGAGCACCAUCUUUUCCCCACCAUGCCUCGUCAUAACUACUACAAGAUUGCACCUUUAGUGAAAUCGCUAUGUGACAAACAUGGACUGAACUACCAGGUGAAGCCUUUGUCGCAGGGCUUCAAGGAUAUUAUAGGGUCCCUGAAGAAGUCUGGCGAUCUAUGGUUAGACGCAUAUCUCCACAAAUGAGGCUGCUCCAACAAUCUGCUUCCCUCUCUUAUCUCUCUCUGAAUUCCAGUACUGCUUUGGAAUUCCAGUUUCUUUUGGAGUCUGUGUGCAUCUGAGCAUGACCUGACGACAGAUCCAAUCGUCAAUUGAAGGCUGGUGAAGAGCACCUUGAAUCAAAUAGCUCUUUUCCCCCACACCCUGUCCUAUUCCCAUUCAGGCCUUGGCAAACAUUCGACGUAAAUGGAGUGGACUCCAUUUUAAUUAGACAAGAGACAAACACCUUGGCUUGAUUUUAUUUCAUUUUUUUUGUGUCAACAGACACAGUCCUUAGUGCUGUGACACCAUUGUUGUGUUCUGCUAAGUUGUGCAAAGGGGAGUUACAGCAAUAGCUGAGUGAACAUUUAAUUUUCAGUUCAAGAUAUGUCUGAUGUGGUUUGCUGCAGCCACUACCAUUUAUUGGAGGGGUCGUCAAGGAGAAAGGGCAAUGAGAGUAGUUAAAGCAACCAUUUCACCUGUUCCUUAUCUAACUGAGUCAUGGGAUAUGCUCGGGACUGAGGUAGAUAGAUUUUUGAACACAGAGGAGUCGAGGUUUAUGGGAAUCAGGCAGGAAAAUGGAGCUGAGACAAGAAUGGAUCAGCCGUGAUCUUAUUGAAUGGUGGAGCUGACCCCAGGGGCUGUGAGGCCUGCUUCUGCUCCCAUUUCUUAUGUUCUUAACCCUGGUUGGGAUAAUUUACUUAACCAACUCAUUUGAGUAAAAUGGAGUUGAAAUAGUGUAGACACCCUGAUGACAGGAAGGAUUUGAAAAUCUGUUUCUUUCUGAUUCAUCAAUUUUUCAAAGGCAGCAGUGGGAGAACCACUUAGGCUGAGGCUGGGCUGAUUGUAACCACGCCCCCCCCCCAACCCCCGUGCAGAGUAGAGCCUUGCAACCAGGCAGAAUCCACGUUCAAAACCGCAGCUCACGGAUUUCUGCCAAGGUGGCACUCAGAUCCUGUAGUCACCAGUAGGGACCAUAGCACAGUGAUCAGAACCCAGGCUGAUUUAUCAUGCUGCAGGUGUCUCGGUAAAUUGACUAGGGGAAAUGCUGGCCGGUGUUUUAUCCCCAUUGCCAAAUGUACUUUGGUGGAUGAGGCCAAGGAGACAAUGAGACCUUGCAUUGAUAAUGCCUCUGACAAAGAGCUUGCAUUAAUUAGGCAAUCUAGAAUGGCAUCUUAGCAAGACACCAUGGAACUUGUACUCCCAACAGAUGGCAGCAGGGGAAUUUAAGUUCGAGUACUUAAAUCUGGAGCAAAGAAAUUAACCUCAGUAAUGGUAACCAUGAAACCACUGGAUUGUCAUAAAACCCCAUCUGGUUCCCUAUUAUACUUCAGGAAUGGAAACCUACAAACCUUAUCCAGUUUAGCCUAUUAUCUGACUCUAGAUCUACCAAUAUACACUGACUUAACUAACCUCGUUUCAGGGGCAAAACAGGGUGAAUGAUGUUUUCCUUUCCAGCUACCUCCAUAUGCCUUGGACGAGUAAAAAAAAAACUCCAUGUAAGUAACUGGAGGCAGGGGAGUAAUUUGUUGCCACCCCUAAUCCAUGUUCCCAACUGUCUCCCACCACCAUUGCCACCUACCCCACCCCACAUACACCAACAAAACCCCGGAAGCAGAGAACUAAAAAAAAAUGUUAUGUAUGCAUUUGGUGAUUCUGAAAGUGAAUAAAAUCAAGCCCUGAGAAUUUGGGUUAAAAAAAGAGAAAAUAUUAAACAUUCUCAAAAGUAGACCUGAGGAAUGAUUGGUUCUGUAGCAGUUUAGAGGUGAUUUGCAAAAAUUGUCUCUGUGUCGUUUUGGAGCAGAUUGUACACCUAAGAUAUUGAUCCAAGCCGCCAUUGACCCUUUUCUUGCUAAGCACUAUUUCUGCUUACUGUAACCAUGAUCAGUAGGUUCCCCACUUCUUUGAUUGUCAUGUAUCCCUUGACCUGGUCUGUCAUCCUCUGAAGCAAAGAUUCCCUUCACCCAUGUCUCUGUUCACAAUCUGUACAAACCAGGAGCACAAUGACAUUGUUGUUUUUAAUAAACCGACUAAUUCUGGUUUUUGCCAUGAUGCUGGAUCAAGUAAUUGCUGAUCCCUUUAAAUUCA
Molecule: messenger RNA, 3580 nt
Organism: Pristis pectinata (smalltooth sawfish)
Lineage: Eukaryota; Metazoa; Chordata; Chondrichthyes; Rhinopristiformes; Pristidae
Gene: fads2
Product: fatty acid desaturase 2
Exons: 12
Coding region: 146-1480 (444 amino acids)
Biological process (GO): lipid metabolic process
Cellular component (GO): membrane
Molecular function (GO): oxidoreductase activity, acting on paired donors, with oxidation of a pair of donors resulting in the reduction of molecular oxygen to two molecules of water
Source: RefSeq, a predicted model, not a curated record